ACUUCUCCUUCUCUAUCCCGGUUUCAUUGACACCCUUUUGGAGAAUUCGUGAAACAGUAGGCGGAAUCGCAAUCCAAAACACUCUCAGGAACUCUUUCUUAUAAUUCUCUGCAACAAUGGCGACUGUUAUGCAGAAAAUCAAAGACAUUGAAGAUGAGAUGGCAAAGACCCAAAAGAACAAGGCCACUGCUCAUCACUUGGGUUUGCUCAAGGCUAAGCUUGCUAAAUUACGGAGAGAACUCCUUGAACCUUCAACAAAAGGUGGUGGUGGUGCUGGAGAAGGUUUUGAUGUUACGAAAAGUGGAGAUGCAAGGGUUGGCUUAGUUGGCUUUCCUUCUGUUGGGAAAUCAACCCUUCUGAAUAAGUUAACCGGGACUUUCUCAGAGGUUGCUUCAUACGAGUUCACCACCUUGACUUGCAUCCCUGGGGUCAUCAUCUACCGAGGAGCCAAAAUUCAGUUGUUGGAUCUUCCAGGUAUUAUUGAGGGUGCAAAAGAUGGGAAGGGUCGUGGGAGGCAGGUUAUCAGUACUGCUCGAACUUGCAAUUGCAUCCUUAUUGUCCUUGAUGCAAUCAAGCCUAUAUCUCACAAGCGUUUGAUAGAAAAAGAGCUGGAGGGAUUUGGAAUAAGGUUAAACAAGGAGCCACCUAACCUUUCAUUCAGAAGGAAAGACAAGGGUGGACUUAACCUCACAUCAACGGUUACUAACACCCAUCUGGAUCUGGAUACUGUGAAGGCCAUAUGUAGCGAGUACAGAAUACAUAAUGCUGAUAUUAAUCUUAGGUAUGAUGCAACAGCUGAUGACCUCAUAGAUGUCAUUGAGGGAAGUAGGGUGUACAUACCUUGUAUCUAUGUUGUAAACAAGAUUGAUCAGAUAACACUAGAAGAGCUGGAGAUAUUGGACAAGCUUCCGCAUUAUUGUCCUAUCAGUGCUCACCUGGAAUGGAACAUGGAUGGCCUUCUGGAUAAGAUAUGGGAAUACUUAAGUCUUACUCGUGUUUACACGAAGCCCAAGGGGAUGAAUCCAGACUAUGAUGAUCCUGUAAUCCUUUCAUCAAAGAGGAGGUUGAUAGAGGAUUUUUGCAAUCGUAUUCACAAGGAUAUGCUUAAGCAGUAUAAAUAUGCACUAGUUUGGGGAUCAAGUGCCAAACACAAGCCACAAAGAGUAGGCAAGGAACAUGAACUUGAAGAUGAAGAUGUAGUGCAGAUCAUCAAAAAGGUCUAAUUUCAGGCAUCACUACAUUAUUUUCAGCAAUUAUUACCUUCCUAUUAGUGGUGAAAGAAAAUGAAGUGAGUUGUUGCUUAUGUGUGUGUUCAUUAUUUAUGGAAAUGAAGUGUGAUCCUACCUCCCUUUAUAAUAGUACCUGUGUAGAAGGUUUUUGAACUAAGGUUGGUUUUAUUUAGUAAGAUAACUUAUUUCUUUGUUACAACUUGUGAAAAUUUUGAUUACACAGUAUGGAUAAUUAUUGAAUAUCUUGACUUUAUGCAUAGAAUCUUAAUUAUUUUAUCUUUGAA
Molecule: messenger RNA, 1513 nt
Organism: Impatiens glandulifera
Lineage: Eukaryota; Viridiplantae; Streptophyta; Magnoliopsida; Ericales; Balsaminaceae
Product: developmentally-regulated G-protein 3
Exons: 10
Coding region: 117-1223 (368 amino acids)
Biological process (GO): cytoplasmic translation
Cellular component (GO): cytoplasm
Molecular function (GO): GTPase activity; GTP binding
Source: RefSeq, a predicted model, not a curated record